Bactrocera latifrons is the source of this 681-nucleotide messenger RNA. RefSeq lists its product as uncharacterized. Bases 1 to 681 code for a protein of 226 amino acids. The record is from RefSeq and is a predicted model, not a curated record. NCBI's taxonomy places the organism in Eukaryota, Metazoa, Arthropoda, Insecta, Diptera, Tephritidae. The transcript has a single exon.
AUGGUAGAGCUUAAAGGUGUUGGAUCGAGCAUAGCCAAAAAUCUCGCCGCUGAAGUGCUAAAAGUCCUAAAUAAAUAUAAUAUAAACUUAAGCCAAAUAGUGUCAAUUACAUAUGACAAUGGUGCCAACAUGCUUAAGACAACAAAUAUAUUAUCAUUUGCUUUCGAUGAAAAUCUUGGCGAGGACGACGAAUAUUGUUCAAACGAUGAAUAUUUAAAAAUAAUUGAAAAUAUUGAAAAAAUGCCAAACGUGUUAAUAGGGAAUAUUCAAGUUUGUCGUUGUGCUGCACAUACAGUUCAACUGGUUGCUCUCGAUGUUACCAAAUCGUCGGAUAUGUUGAAAUACCUAUUUAAUUGUCGCAACAUGACGAAAUUUAUAAGAAAAACUUCAAAUGGAUUUCGCGAAAUAUUCGAGCUGAAACAGCUAAAAAUGCCGCAACUAGAUUGUCCGACCAGAUGGGGAUCCACCUACAUGAUGCUAAAGGAUUUGUUAGUGGCUAAAGAUGAAUUAACUGAAAUUGAGUCAACUGAAAACAAAAUCGAAGAAGACAAUUUUGAAGUGGAUGCAUCGUUGUGGGAUUUUAUUGAAAACUAUUGCUUAGUUUUCAGUCCAUUGCAGAAAACAAUAAAAAAUUUCAAGAAGAGCAAUUGCAUUAUGGAAAUUUUUACGCCCAAUGGCUAA